AUGGAGUACACCGCAGACGUACCGUCUCAACAGGCCCCUGAUGAUACCGGCAUGCCGACUUAUAUGAUAUACCGAGAUGUUCGGCCCGGGGAGCCCUUUGACCCUUCAGCACCAUUGCACUUCCUCCCACCCAAAGACAGCGAUGAACUCUUCGAUGCUCUGAGGUUCGCCUUCCCACACCUCAAGACACACUCUGAGCGACUUCGAGAUGCGACAAUCAAAUUCCUGCUGGAAGAGCAACAUGCUUAUACAGCUACUCCACCACCUCCAGCCCCUGUAACAGCGCAGCCGGUUCCUCAGACUCUCACAGCCUCUGCCACGCCCACCGCAUCAACCUCGUCUAGUACGCUGAACGUGUGGAAUCAUGCCACGGUUGGCACCAAGGGAAAGUUCAAGCACGUGCCAUCGUCUACAUCGGGCAGUCAGCCAUCUUCACUACUUACAAAAGACAUGCCACCUCAAGAGGACAUGACCGGAGUCUUCAGCAUCUCGUCCGUCCAGCCAAAGCAGCAUCAGAGGCGCAGAAUGACAGAGAAAGAAAAGGCCGACUACAGGAAGCGGCGAAUGAUCAAGGCGUGCGACAAGUGUGCAAAGCGGAAGAGAAAGUGCAUCCACAACUUCGCGGGCAGUAUGUCUCCUCAGCCGGAACAGAACCCAUCAAGACGAAAUGCCAGCAAAGCUACGAGUGACAUCAGCUCCCCAAAUAGCAUUGACUCCCAGGAUCAGAGUCUGAGAGAGGCAUCGCAAGACAAUGUUUCCCUGUCAAGCCAGUUCGCAAACGAGGAUAUGCAAUUCGACUUCUCUUCCAACAAUGAGCCUAUGGAUGGAGUUUCCGGAUUGCAGGAUUCUAGCUACACCAUCUGGGACAUACAAAACGCAGCAAACUUUGCCGCAGAUAUGAUUGAUCCUGCCCUCCAAAUUCCAUCACUCGGGACUUGGCCAGUGAGGACAGGGGCUUGCGAGCAAGACUGGACUUCGCAAGACCAAAUCAUGGCAGACUGGGCGAUCGACUUUCCUCCUGCGCCAGUGACACCCCCAAUCCUGCGCAUGGACGAGUUCCUUCAGUUUGGCGAGGUGUUUCCAGAGCAAUGGCAAGUUCCUUGGAACCAAGAUAGAGAUGGGCAAACGGUGCCUUUCGUUCACUCGGCGCACGGCGAAGAGGAAUAUGUUUUGCCUGAAGACAAUGAGUGGUGUAUAAGUCGGCACCGUAGGCUAGUCGGGGAGAAGCACCGGGCUGUGCUCCAGGGCACACUUUCGGCCUCGCGCCUUCGACAAAACCAAGAAACGAUGGGUGAAGAUGAUACGAUGGAUGAUGUUCGCCGCCAUCGAUCUCUGACAUAUUACGGACAUCCCCUCCAGAAGCCAGAAAAGGAUCCCAAGAUUGCGGCCGACGACGCUUCGUAUGGAGGCGAGCCUUUCGAUGUACAGGAGAUGGUCGUGUGUGGACAUACAGCAGCCGCAGUAUACGCAUGGCGCUGUGAGGCGUAUGGAUGGGUCUUUGAGACCCUCGUGAAGAACGCGUCAACAUUUGCCUCCGUGUUGACCCUGGUGGCGUCUCUCCUCCGCCAAGGAGAGAAAUCCACGGCUCUAAAUGGAUGGCCGAUGGUGGAAUCGCCACAAAUCGUGGAAGAGAACGAUGGAGAAGAGACUGUGGUUGUACAUCACCCCUAG
This is a messenger RNA of Zasmidium cellare ATCC 36951, 1671 nucleotides long. RefSeq lists its product as uncharacterized. Gene Ontology annotation, molecular function: zinc ion binding; DNA-binding transcription factor activity, RNA polymerase II-specific. Gene Ontology annotation, biological process: regulation of DNA-templated transcription. Bases 1 to 1671 code for a protein of 556 amino acids. The record is from RefSeq and is a predicted model, not a curated record. The transcript has 3 exons. NCBI's taxonomy places the organism in Eukaryota, Fungi, Ascomycota, Dothideomycetes, Mycosphaerellales, Mycosphaerellaceae.